AACAGUUCCGCAGACUUCCGCUCCUUUAAUUGUUUUUGUAUGUAAUUGUAAACCAAUGCUUUUCCAUGUAUUCAUUAUCACUUGCCCGUUGAAGACUGCAGACUGGCAGUCGAAAGCUCGUUUCAAUAUUUUUUUAUAAACCAGAGAACGUCCAAACUAUUAAUAUGAAUAAUCCUGGUUACGCUUCUACCAUUUUUAAAUACUUGAAGUACAAAGUAAGAGUAAAAGUACUAUUGUCUAUAGUGUGUGUGGGGGGGUCCCUCCAAUAGAUUAACAUACAAAAGACACAAAAUAGCACACGCAUUAUAUGCGUGCACCAUAAUAUACAAUAUUUCACGGCACGGUCUACUUUCCAGUCCCCGUUGAAGAUAUGAGAAGUCCAUUAAAUAAAUAAUGCUUAUAAGUAAGCCACAAACGAGAGAUCUCAGACGCAUGUAGAGGUCCUAUUAUCUAUCCCAAAAUUAAAAUAAAUCAGGAACAAAUUACGUAAAAUUAAAUGACAAUGAAUUUGCAGUUAUCUCUUGUCCGGCAAUAAAUAUGGCCAAGAACUCAUCAAUUAUGUCAUCUAAUGUCAAACUGCCAUCUUUAUUCAAGAGGCUCAAUAAGUCAUCAGGAACGGCUUUAUCGUCAGCAUUGACCUUCAUCCGAGUGGUGGUAUAAUCAGAGGCAAAUUUCUUGAGAAAUCGUGCUGCAUUAAUUUGCUCUCUUUUUGAUAGCAUUCUGAAACAACGUGAACUGGAAUAUCCCCAGGAGGGUGGGAUCCUCAAUAGCGUGCAGGGUAUUGAUAUUAAUACUCAUAGCUUCCAAAGUGACUUUUGUAAAUUCCUGGACCAUACUAGUCAGCUUACCAGCAUCAACAACUCUAUCCAGGUGAGUCAAAUAUGUCACAAACAUUAUUAGAAUUAUCCAUGAAGUCUUUCAGACACUUACGGUGAAAAGCUGGGUUCAUAAGUUGCUGUCGUUUGCCAUGAUACUUCAUUUGUAUUCUAUACCAGUCCAUAACCAGCUCCCCUCCACCAUAAACAAAAUCAAAUUGAGGAUAGAAAAAUGAACUUUUAAACAGGCUGGCAUGAUUAUUUAUGUAAACAUGUCGCAAAUAGGUAGCGUCUCCCAGAAAUACAAUAGGCUUGUGAAUAAAAAGUAAUAUAAAUAUUGGCCCGUAUUCGAGUCGUUUUUCCAGUAGAAACUCGCUCGUCGUUCUACCAAUUUCAGCUUUGUAUUUCCACAUGUCUGGGAGAUGCCACAAAAAGAGAACACAGCCAAAACAUCCAAGCAAAAAUGUGGCGAGGAUGUAUGAAAUUAAACAUAGAACUGUGACAGCCAGGGCCUUUCAGAGGAGGGCAAUUUGCCCCGGGUCCCCAGUUUUAAGGGGCCCCAAAAUUUGCAAAAUUACCAAAAAAUAAUUUGGAACGUUUUUUGAUAUGAAGAAUGGUAUGAGAAAAAAAAUUCUAGACUUAAAUUAUACAGAUAUUGGUUUUCCCAAAAUUUUUGGGAAAAAUAGGAGAUGUUAAUAAUUUAUUUUUAGUCGAAAAUUUGAUCGCUUAGGCCACAUUGUUACCAUGGCACAUAAAUAGCAAAUCCCCAUUUCACAUAAAUAGCAAAUAUUUUUCGUCAUUGUGCAGAUCUUAUUUUUCGCUAACCACAAGUUCUUGUAUAGUACUUGUGCUGUGUCGAUUAAUUAAAACCAACCACUUCUCUCGAAUAGAAAGUUCAGCAGCAAUAAAUUCAACGAAUUAAAUUCGACGGAAAUUGAAUGCCGGACUAUAUAGUUCUCGACUGCACGCGGGCUAUAUCUCCUCCGCAGAGGUGUUCUUAGUUUGACAUGCGGGGCUAUAUACCCACGAAUUGUCAGGCAUGCGGGUAAUUUACUGAAUGCGCGCAGCUUCCCUUGUUUCACCAAUUACCCGUAAUGCCUUACAUUUUCAAGAUAUACAGCCCGCGUGUUAAACUAAAAUUAAAGCCUCAGUGAAGGAGUGUAGGACUAUAGUGAGGUAUAUGUCUUUAAUUUUCCCCCACAGAGAGAUAAAGACGUGGAAAAAGUUAUGCAGAGGACCAAACUAAAGAAAACAAAGCGCGGAUGCAAGAAGAGUUCAUUCGUACAGCUUCUAGUAAGAUCGCAGAUCGCGAGGCAAAUGAGAGACGCGCUCGACGUAUAAAGGAGGAUAAAAAACGAGAUGAGGACGUCGAGCGACAAGAGAGAGAGACUGUCGAGUUGUUGUUGAAUGCCCAGAAACAGUUAUUGGAUACUUCCUGUGGCCAUCUGCAGGUGGGUGAUGUUCCGAUCUCGUUCCCAGGCUCUUCCCUCUUGAGGAGUUGGUUGGCCGAUCCCGAGUAAUUAUUUUACAAUACUGCCAAACAUUUUUUUAGGGCUCACUGCCGCUCACAUUGAUACCAGUUCUAUUAAACUGACGAGACUACCCUGGUGAAAUAAACUUGAUUUGCCAUGAUUUGAUUUUGAUUUGAUUACUUACAAAUCCCGUGGUGACACUUUCCAGAACUGAGACAUAAUACAAAUGUGACGCUAAAUUCUCAAAAUUCUCACCAUCAGAAUUCUGUCAAAUGUUCCCCCCAAAUCCAGGAAAUGGCCUUUCAGAGACUCUAAAUUUAAAAAUUUCCUCGCUUUCAGCCCCCCAAUCAAAAAGAGCUUCCUACGGCACUGCUAUCCAUAACAUUUUCACUUCAGUUUUGUUGAUUUUAUAUGCAUAAUAUAGCUGCUAUUAAGGGGCUUUCCCGAAGAUAUUUCAAAAUAAUGUUCAUUUUAUAAAUAUUAGGCUGUUAACAAUAUGGAAAAUUUAGACCAGGAAUCAAAGUCACAGUCCCAGCCAGAAAUUUUCAUAUUUUCUGAACCCCGCUUUCCCACUGGGCGAAAUUGCUUCGAGGAAGGGAAGUUCACCGCGUCCUACUUUUUCACGGCAAUUUUUUUUCGCUAACCAAUCGUACACCACCGGCUUUACAUCUUCAAAAAGUAGUACAAAAACCUUGAAUUCCUUACUUUCUUGAGACGCUCAGAAUAUUUUAUAUUACUAACGGCAAUUGUUUUUAAUAAGAAUAAUGUCGAAUGUUUGUCCCACAAUUACUGGAAUAAACCCCAACAGAAUUUAGAAUUUAGAAAAUAUCAUAUUGUACCCCCCCCCCUCGCCAAUUCAGGACACUUUUGGAGAGCCCCCCUUGUUAACAUUCCAGGACUACACCACUGACACGCACUUGUAAUGAUUACCACGUUACCUUCUCGCUCUUCUCUGACAAUUAACUUUCUACGCUUCUCGAGGAAAGAGCCUGGAUACGAGGUUGAUACUUUCGUUGUUUUUCUCUAGAAUGAAAAUCUGAAACGAAAUGCAAAGCUGGUUCAGUUUCUCAAAGCACGACAAAAUGUUCUCGGUGACAUACGGAAUCACGGUAGUGCUGGAUGUUCUACAGCGGAUGAAAGUAGGAGAAAGUAUGAGUCCCUUCUAUUUUCAUACUGACUGGCCUAUCUUAUCUUUAAUGGAUUUUCCUGCACACACAUGCACGCACAUUCGGCUCGUGUUCAUAUAAUAGCACGUGUUGUAAUAUGUUAUUGCAGGAUGGCAUACACUUGUACCAUCCAUGCGGUCCAACAUUCCUUAGACCCACCCGUCUAAUCAUGUUUCAUUAUAGCAAAAGUUGUUUCGGCGUUGUUUACAGCAUUAAACUAGGAAGAGGGCUGACAAUGUUUGUUUUGUCAAUGUGCAUUAACUUUGCAAUAUUGGCUGGAACGGACUAGUCAAGGGUUAUGUCCAAGAUCAGAGGAGGAAUGAGGGUCUUCCCACAAUGCAUUGCGUCUAAUUAUUAUUCACAAUUAUAAUUUUCAACGAACGUUUGGCAAAAAGUUGUUGAAAUACAUUGCGAUUUUGGCUCCGUUUAUCUUGUUUUUUCGAAGGUAUGUUUUUAUAUUUGUAUUAUUUAAGACCCUAAUUAAACUGUUUUUGACUUGUUUGGUACAGGAAUUGCUUUUUAGUUAUGCUAAUUACGUAUUGUAAUUAUGCUUGAUUCGGGUCAGUGCACACGCCAAUAAAAUGACCUUGAUAUAAUGCAGAAGCAAACUCACUUUUUUUUGAGGAAAAUAAAAACAAAACACGUCAUCGAAUUCGGGAAGAUUUUUUCUUUCUACUGUUACUUUAAAACAUGAGUUUGCUCCACUAAACCGACAAGAAAUCGCGGUUUGAAAAUGGGGUACUUUCGCUAUAUUCUAUCGCCGAUGGCGGGAAUAGACUCCCUGAUAAAUAAUCAUGGCGCGAAGGAAAUUAUUGUACUAAUCACUAUUUUUCAUGAUAAUUUUGAAAUAUACGCAUUUUUGUUCGUACAUAUUUUAAGUUUAAUGCAAUUUUUAAGGUUAGGUAUGCUUAUGUUUACCUGCCCUGACUGUAUUUUUUUCAUUUUAUUAUAUAAUUCGGCUAUUUUGGAGUAAAAGUAUAUAUUUUAAACGGGUAUAUACUUAUGGUGAUACCCCAGGGAAACCUAAUAAUAAAAGACACAGAAUUUCUCGUUUGAAAAUUCAACAUCAAGGUUUUUACAAACAUAAAAUACAGUAUGACCAGUUUGACCAUACUAAAACAUUGUAAAGUUGUCAUAUUAACAGUAUUAAAACAUUGUAUUUUAAUGCUUUUUUUGCCUGGGAGAAUUUCUGUCCAUAGGCAUAUUACGAGGCGGGGGGUUGCAACCCCUCCAGUCAGUGUUUAGUUGGGCAGAAUUCUUCUUUAAAAAAUUAUUGGGCAAUUGUUUUAAAAUUGACUUUAAACAGUAUAUAGACUGGAGAUGUAUUCCUUCUAUUUUAAAUGACAAUGUUGGGCAAUUUCUAUCCACCUGUAUGCCAUAUUAUUUUUCAAUGCUGGGAGUGGCAUUCCAGAAAACCUAUAGUACACACAUUUCCUGGAGAAGCAUGCCCACAAUCCUGGUAAACAUCCAUAAGUUUCUUUGUUGCCAUCUAAUUGUGCUGGCACUGAGAUUGCCCCUCUCACUUUUGCUGUUUGCUUUGUAGUUUCCUAUCAGAAAGAUUAAACCGACUCCAAAGAAAUCCCCAGUACAACUUCAUAAAUGGACAUUUGAGGAAGAUAAAGCAUUCAUUGAAUUGAUAUCUGUUGCAGAAAAUCAUGCAAAUGAUUACGAUUGAAGAGGUUUACCAAUUAUGUAAUACCUCUAGUUGUUUUAAUACAUCAUUAAGCUAGAGCAAAAGCAUCACCUUUCAUAUACGUUAUCAUAUGGCAUCCGUGUUUCUGGUGAAAUGAAUGUGUGCAACAUUUUAAAAUUGUACGCAUAAGAUUUUAUUGUUAAAAACCUUUUAAUUAUCUUUAUUAAGUACAGUAAUAUUAUGUUAAUAUUUUUUUCGAUUUUAAAAUAAAUAAAUUUUAUCAACAUCAUUUAUGUAGUGUGUGCAGAUCUUUUUAUUAAUUUGUGAUGAGCAAGGGAAGACUAUACACUGAAAAUCGUGAAAACCAUACAUACCAUAAACCUCCGAAUAUAAUCCCCCCCCCAUGUACAAGCCCCCCCUUGUGUAAGCCCAUCAAAAAUCGCUUACGAAAGAAUAUAAGCCCAUUACGGUAGAUUGUCAAAAAAACUGCAGAACUGUAAGAUGGUGUCCAUGCAUGGGAUAUACUUAUGGUAUAAUCAAGUGAUAUAUAUAUAUAUAUAUAUAUAUAUAUAUAUAUAUAUAUAUAUAUAUAUAUAUAUAUAUAUAUAUAUAUAUAUAUAUAUAUACCGCCUGAUGAUUCUUUACUGAUGAAACAGACUGUUGCGGAAUUUUGAGGUAAGCGAAAUUCUACAUUUGCUCUAUCUUUGUGAUAUUGAGCACUCUUUGCGUUUCGUAUACACAAACCUACUCGUAUAUAUAUAUAUAUAUAUAUAUAUAUAUAUAUAUAUAUAUAUAUAUAUAUAUAUAUAUAUAUAUAUAUAUAUAUAUAUAUAUAUAUAUAUAUAUAUAUAUAUGGUAUAAUAGUGACGAAAACACACGCAGUACAGGAAAACAGGGGUAGGGCCAAGACUGUACCACUACAAGUUCCCCAACUCUAUCCUUACAAAUAAAAGAAAUGUCAGUAUUACACCAGACACCAAUAAACAAUUUUGCAGCUUCUGCUAAACAUUUUCUUUCAAUGUUUUUUAACCCAUUGAGUAUUGAGUGUCAGCACUCUCCCCCUGAUGAGUAAAUAGUCUAGUGUUAGACAGUAAAAUAAUCUGGCAUUAGGCAGAGUAAAAUAAUAGACAACUGGUUGAUCAUUUGAGCAUAGAUAACUGGUUGACCAGUAUAAAUCCUUGCAAUGCAUCACACAUUGCGAUAGUGUUGAAUUUACUCCAUUUCAUUCUCUACAACAAUGCUACCACUGGGCGCUUCUUCCAUCAUUCAGUGUGUAUGAAUGUCUGUCAGGGCAAACAGGAUUUAUUGGUAAAUUAAAACAGUUACAAUCAGUUGGCUGAUGUAAUUCUAUUGGUGGAAGUACACUAUCCAGCUCAUCAUCUCGACUAUCUGGGUCACAUGGUGGGAUUGCUUGGGAUGUUGGUGAUGUUGAAAUGUCAAACUCCCAACAACAUAACAUUGUUAUAUUCUUUGUUUAUACCUCCUUCCCGUAGAUCAUUAGGGUCGAAGAACUACAUGAUAUGAAAUAAAAAUACGUUUAAUACUGCUGUAUUUAUACAACAUAGGAGCAUUUUUAUAUUUCUAUUUUUAUAUAAAAAUCAUCUCACCUUAAAAACACAACUAGAGUGAAUUUGUACCAGUGCAGGACUACCGCAAUCAGCGAACAAUUUCAUCAAUUUUUAUCCCGUUAACCACAGCUGGACAAAAGACUAUUCUUAGAACUAUCCGUAAAACUAUAAACAUGAACCUCACGACAUUCAAGUUCAUCACACGGUAAUUCUUCCGGAAUCAAGAUUAAAGGCUGUUUUGACACACAGUGAACACACAGAAGCUCGUGUCCACCCAAAAAGGUAGCUUUCUUUCCAUGCGUAGUGCAAAAAUCAACCAUUUUACAAUUUAUUUUCGAUAAAUCUUUUCUGAACUCUUAAAACCUCGAGGUGUAAACACAGCGAAAGCCGACCGAACAAUGACGGCGCACGGGCGCAGAGCGAGAAAUCGAUAAUAUCAGGGCGCUAUAAAACACGGGCGGGGAAACGCGCUAAUAAAUGACCGUGCUACGUGUGAUGCUCAUUAGGAUUGGCGCGAGCGCGCUUUCUCUAAAAAAAUCAGAAAAUCGCGUACAAGAUGGCAACAAAAAAAUGUAAACAAGCAAACGAUAAAACAAAGGAUUUAAAUGCUAAGUAAUUAUGUUUCGUUCAUUAAAAUUUGAAAUAUUAUUUAAUAAGUUAUAUCACGUGUAAUAGCUUGUGUUGUUUGUUACUGAACACUCGGUGAAUGAAAAUAUCAGGGCAAAAAUUUUACUCGAGCGAUGAAAAUAUUCGCAAAAUUCAAAGCGCGGACGUGUUUAAAAUAGUGUUUUCUCCUCGUUGAGAUAGGUUGAGAUAAAUUUGAACACACCAAACUAUAGACAUUUAACUUGGCUUUAUGUCUCAAGUAAAAUUGAACGGUGCUUUUUUGUGCUUUUUUCAGAAAAAGGAGAUAUCUUGCAGCCCUUAUAGUUUUCCGUAUACUCCACACGACAAUAGAGACAACUCAUUUAUGCAGAUAAUACGAUGUUUAAACAACACAAAUUUUCAAUUAUUAAUUAAACGAAAUCACUUCCUGCCUCAAAUACAUACUAUAAAUGUUUAUUGAAGUAUCUAGUAUCAGCUUAUAUUGCUAAAAUUGGUAUCUAUUUCACUUGCAAAAUGAACAAAGCGAUUGUUGAGGAAAAGACAUGCAUUUUGAACUCGAUUUUGACGACAUUUUUUCUUUCUUGUCAAAGCGCGGACGUAUUUAAAAUAGUGUUUUCUCCUCGUUGAGAUAGGUUGAGAUAAACUUGAAAACAUCAAAUUAUAGACAUUUAACUUGGCUUUAUGUCUCACGUAAAAUUGAACGGUGCUUUUUUGUGCUUUUUUCAUAAAAUGGAGAUAUUUUGAAGCCUUUAUAGUUUUCCGCAACACUGUCACUGCAAUAUCAACGACUACAAUCGUACGAAAAAAGAUUCACGCUGAAUAUUUUUGGAGUGUCGGCGGCAGUUAUACUCCAAUAAUAGAAAUAAUAGAAAUCAAAUCAAUUAGUAAAAACACUUUAUAAUGAACUUUCAGUGGAUUUCCAAGCAGGCCGGCUGAUUAACACAAAAAACGGUUAUAUAUUUAAGUUUUCAAAUUGUCGAACAAAAUGAAAUUGUAGGGUUUUUUUUUCAAAUUCUCUGACCUGUUUUAAAUGCAUGCACUGUCAAUUUUGGGCUAUAUAUGUUUAUUGAAAAAGAGUAGCCAAGCAAUAUCAGAAUAUUCUUACUGCGAAAAUGUUUGUCCUACCUUCGCAUUAUGAAGUAAAAUAUCCCAUUUCAUACCAAAAUUUUCGUAUUUGGAAUAUGCCCACAUUCGAUCAGCUCGAUUCCUUUUCAAAUUUUUAUUUCGCUCAUGAUGAAUCUUUCCUUCAUGAUGAAUCUUUCCUUCAUCAGAUAUACAGAAAAUGAAUCCAACAAUGUCUUCAAACCAUCAAGUUGUUUAGGAAUGUGCAGAAAACAUUUUUUACUUUAGUUUUUUCAGCUCUUUUUGCAUAAACAUUCCAAUUCCAUUUUUAUUGGCAUAUAAAUUAAUGUAUACGGGGGGUACGCGCAUCACACAAAGAUCAGGGGCGCUAUCUCCGUUUCACCGCCCGUGUUUUAUAGCGCCCUGAUAAUAUGUAAAAAACCGCGCCUGACCGCGUUGCAUGCCGGUAUAGUCCUCACUCCUCCUCUGGUCCAAGAUUGUAGCUACCUAGUCCCUAUACUUAACUACGGUUUUGAAUACCUUAAUUAGCCUUGGAAAGGUCAUAUGUAAAUAAUGUAAGUACAGCAAGAGUUCCACAUACUUGGCUGAGAUACCAAACUUCGGUACAUAAGCAGAUUCAUCGCACGCUAAUGGCCAUUUGCAUUAUAGACUAAAUUUUGAUUUAGACAAAAAUUUUAUCACAGCUUGAAAGAGCAUCACAAAAUUAGUAAUAUUCCAAAGUUUCGUUGCGAAAUGUUGUAAAAUGCGGAUAAUAUAGCCUUGCGAAGUUUGCCGUUUUUCAGUCAUUUUGUAUUACGCACGGGAAAUUGACGGCAUGUAGUAAAACACUGACUACCGGAACACCACCGGAACACCACCUAACCCUAACCCUAACCCCAACCCUAACCCCCAACCCUAACCCCAAACCCUAACCCUAACCCUAACCCCAAACAAAAUGGUGGUGUUCCGGUGUUCCGGUAGUGUUCCGGUGUUCCGGUAGUCAGUGUUUUACUACAUGCCGAAAUUGACAGCCCAAUCGGGUGUUGCUGUUGAGGCAUCAAUUUCCCGUUUGUAAUACAAAAUGACUGAAAAUUGCAAAUUUCGCAAGGUGAUGCUCUUUCAAGCUGUCUAGACUUGUUUAGAUCAAAAUUUAGUCUAUAAUGCAAAUGAACCUGAAAAUAAACUUUAGUAGCUUUACUUCAUCAUGUAAAGUUCUUCACAGUUCUUACUUCGUUAGGAUAUUGUAAACUAUGGAACUAUUUAUGUAAAUCUGUUCCUUCCAACUGCUGCGACCAUAGAUAUAUAAGAUAUCUAUGGCUGCGACACUCCCCACCUUAAAUCAUACCUACAUAUAAGACUUACCUCCACCUAACUGCUAAUGUAUCAUUCCUAGUGACUUACCUAGUAGCUCACACUCAUCAGUUCAUCACGACUAACUAAUAUCUUCCAGGUCAUUCUAUACCAUUUCUCUCUUCUGUGCUUCUAGUUUUUUAUUCACCUUCCAUUUUUCUAUUCUAUAUUUUUCGAAUUCUUGCUCUUCUACUGAGUGUCUCCCGAAAAACUGGACACUGUAAUUUGAUUUCAUGUAACGUAAAAGCUGUAAAAGCUAUCGCAAUGAAAUCAAGAUCAUUGCAUUCAGAAAGGACUAAUAUAAGUAGGGUAAUUAUAUAAGGUUGUUUUUUGCUAAUUUUUGGCAUUUUCAAAAACAGUAGUUCAACGUUCAAACAUCAAUAGACAAUAGCACAGUCAAUACUGGAUGUCAAUUCAAGUGCUCAUAGGCCUAUAUCAGAAUCUAAGUAAAUUAUAGUCCUUUCUGAAUGCAAUGAUCUUUAUUUCAUUGCGAUAGCUUUUAUAGCUUUUACGUUACAUGAUAUCAAACAGUGUCCGGUUGUUUUUUCUCCAAAUUAAAAAUUAAAAAUAAAAUCAAUUUAACAAUGAUACCCUCUUUAUAUAGAUCUGUAGACUUGGGUGAGUUUAACCGCGCAGAGAAAGGCCGAAAACUCUCCAUGGUCGGUGAUCUUACUGAAUUUCAGCGACAAGAGAAAGGUCGCAAACUAUCUAUUAUUAGAUAGAUAGAUAGAUAGAUAGAUAGAUAGAUUGUUUGUUUAAUAAGAUUAACACAUAGCAGCCAAGAGGCUGAAUUGCGUGCUAAAUUUUACAAGAAAAAUGAUUAAAUUAGUUAUUCUAUAUUUACAGAAGUUUAAAGUUACAUUACAAAUUAGCUAUGAAACUAGUAAAUUUCUAAAAAAAUGUUAGCUAGUCUAAAACUGAAUAUCAGAAUCGAUUGUUAGUUAAUAUUAUUGAUAUGCCUUGCAGAUGAAGGGAAAAAACUGUUUCUAAAUCUGUUCGUUUUGGUCUGAGGAACAACAAAAGACCUUGAGUGUCUAAGGUCGUAAUUUGGAAAGUAUCUAGAUGGUACAUGAUUAUGCAUAUUAGCUACUGGUGUUGUG
Paramuricea clavata is the source of this 10772-nucleotide messenger RNA. The record is from the annotation of a GenBank genome assembly. NCBI's taxonomy places the organism in Eukaryota, Metazoa, Cnidaria, Anthozoa, Malacalcyonacea, Plexauridae.